AUGGCGGCGGAAGAGUCGAGACAGCUGCUCUGAGGCGGAGGGGAGGACAUGGUGGUGCAGGAGUGGUAGUGACGGCUCAUCAUGGACCCCUCCGGACGGCGGAUACCUGCCUCCCACCUGUAGCAUCAACCGGCGGCAUGGCGAACACGACCCACGGCACUGAGGACCGUAGGGACAACCGCUGUGGUGUGUCUGGAGGAGUCAUAGUGGAGAAUGGAUCUGUAAUAAAGGAUCAAACUGUUGCUCCUGACCUCCAUCAUCACCACAUCCAUGAGCCCAGUAAGACCCCCUGCAGUGGGCCCACUCUGCUCAGUUACACACCCUCUUGCUCCUCCACUCACAUCUACUACAGCAGCCCCCAGAAAAGCUUUUCAGAGCUGGACCAGGACAACCACAGUUUGACUUCCCAGGACUCUGGCAUCCCGACUCUGGAGAUCAACCCUCCGGAGCCCAUCGUACACGGUCACCAGCGCCCAGGAGACGGAGGCCUCAUCUUGGCUUCCAAUCACGACUCUCCCGCCACUUUACCCUUGGAUGAUGAUCCUUCUGACAGCAGCACCAUCCGCAAAUCCUCCACGUUCCCCCGCAGCGGCUAUGACUCCAUCCGCCUCUUCAGCCCUGUGCUCAGGUUGUCCACCACUACGCCGACGGGGGUUGGGGGCGGGCCUUUGAACCGCAGUGAUGACAUCUCAGUGUGCAGCGUCUCCAGCAUGAGCACGGAGCUGUCGGUCUCCAAUGAAGACAUCUUGGAUUUCACGGUCACUUCGGACUCGAGCGCCAUAGUUACCUUGGAGACAGACGACAGCUGUGCAUCUCACUUCUCAGACGUGACACUCUCGUCAACACCAGGAAACCCCAGGGACCUAUGGAGCCCUGUAUGGCCACAUUCGUCAUCAGGUGGCAUGCAACAGGAGGAGGAUGGCAGGCAACGGAAACUGGGACCUCUGGCCAGUUUAUUCAGCAGGAGCUUGUUUGCCAGGAGGGUGAAGGAUAAUCGGUCAGUGGAGCAGAGAGAUCCAGGAUGGAAGCUGUUUGGGAAAGUCCCACCACGGGAAGGCCCCGUAAAAGACCCAAAAAGGAUCCAAAAGGAAUAUGAAACAAAAAGUGGCAGAGCUGGACCAGGCAACCCAACGUCUCCCAGGCAGAGUGUGAGGAAAAACCUGGACUUUGAGCCCCUCUCCACCACUGCACUUAUACUGGAGGACAGACCGGCUAAUUUACCUGCCAAGCCAGCUGAGGAGGCACAGAAGCACAGACAGCAGUAUGAAGAAAUGGUGGCCCAGGCCAAGAAAAGAGAGCUGAAGGAUGCUCAGAAGAAGAAGAAGCAGCUGGAGGAUCGAUGCAAACUGGAGGACAGCAUUGGCUCAGCCGCUCAGACCUGGAACCAGGAGAUUUUGCCGAACUGGAGUACAAUGUGUACGUCUCGGCGGGUUAGAGACCUGUGGUGGCAGGGCAUCCCCCCCAGCGUCAGAGGCAAAGUGUGGAGUCUGGCUGUCGGCAACGACCUCAACAUCACCCACGAGCUUUAUAGCAUCUGCCUGGCCCGGGCAAAAGAGAAGUGGAAAACCACACCAGCACCUUCCUCAGAGACUGAAACUGAAGAUGCUGGUUCAUCAGACCGGGAGUCGAGCCUAGAGCUGAUCAAGCUGGACAUUUCCAGAACCUUCCCACAGCUGUGUAUCUUCCAGCAGGGCGGGCCCUAUCAUGAUGUGUUGCACAGCAUCCUGGGAGCGUAUACUUGUUACCGGCCUGAUGUUGGCUAUGUGCAGGGAAUGUCGUUCAUAGCAGCAGUGCUGAUCCUGAACUUGGACACAGCUGAUGCCUUUAUUGCUUUUGCCAACUUGCUCAACAAACCCUGCCAGAUGGCCUUCUUCAGAGUGGACCACAGCCUUAUGUUGACUUACUUUGCAGCGUUUGAAGUGUUCUUUGAAGAAAAUCUACCAAAGCUUUUUGCACAUUUCAAGAAAAACAACUUGACCCCAGAUAUUUAUUUAAUUGACUGGAUCUUCACCCUGUACAGUAAGUCUCUGCCGCUGGACCUGGCGUGUCGGGUUUGGGACGUGUUCUGCAGAGACGGCGAGGAGUUUCUGUUCCGCACAGCGCUGGGGCUGCUCCGCCUCUACCAGGACGUGCUCACGUGCAUGGACUUCAUCCACAUGGCACAGUUCCUCACCCGCCUGCCCGACCUCAUCCCGGCUGAGCAGCUCUUCCAGCACAUUGCCGCCGUCCACAUGACCAGUCGAAACAGGAAGUGGGGACAGGUCCUGCAGGCCUUACAGAAAGACCAGGAGCGAGGCAGCCCGGUGCUGAAGCGCUGAGCUGAGAUCCCAGGAGGCACCGAGACCCUCACACACUAACUGACUCCACCAGCACCCCCCCUCCAGCCUCCAGGAACUCUGACCAGGCCUCAUGGACCUGAAGGAGACCUUGGUCCACAUACGGGACACACCCGUUCUUGGGGGGUUUUUGGUUCGAGUCCAGAAGAUCCAGCUGCUGUGAUAAACCUCCACUGUCUGAGACUGUUCUGACCAGAGCCAGGACCAGAACCAGAACCAGGAGGUGGUCUGCAGGUGAAGGGGCCGGGUUGUGAAGAGGAAUACGAGGCCUUAUUUAACUCCUCCUGCCACCCCCCCACCCCCCCUCUGUUCGGAGACCCAGUAGAGGACUGGACCCUGUAGCUGAAGAAUGUAUCCCACACUCCCACAGACCUGGACCCUGGACCUCCCAGGCCCGUUCAGGUCUGCACAGGCCGCGCUAUGUAGUGGUUUGGCACAUUUAACCUUAGAUUUGGCUUUUCUGACAAAACAAGAAGGACUUUUUCUAAAAUCUAGCUCGCCUGGCCAGUUUCUAAAAGUAUCUAAAUAUCCAGUGAAGCCCCGCAUUAGUGCACCUUUUAUCACAACAGUCUUUUUUACAUGACUGAGGUUCAGCUACAAUGAAAAUGAAGCAACAGAAGCAGAAGAAAACUCCAUUUUUUUUCUCUCCCCCUUUAACCCCCCACCCCCACCCCCCCUCUUUAACUGUCUGUCUGUCUGUCUGUCUCCUGAUCCCAUGAAGCUAGUUCAUCUAAAGAACCUCGAGAGCUUUUAUGGUUAUUGAAGAGAAAUGCAAAUAACAUGAAGACCUGCUUUGUGUCUGUGGAAGCACCAGGAUGUUACCGUUAAAGACGUGUGGAUGAGCUGUGUGUAAAACUAGUCUCACUGUGGAUUUACGGCACGUCCAUGGAAGUGGACUGUGUGCUGCUUCGGGCUGGGUAUCAUUAAUACUGUUGACACCAGUACUGAUACUAACAGAUUGGCUUUGAUACUUUCUAUGAAAAAAGGUCUACACUUCAGUAAAAGUGUCGACCUGCUGUAGUGAAGUUUUAUUUUUCAACUCAUCUGCGUUCUUACUAAGCAGUUUCAAAGCAUAAAUAUUAAACUAUAUACAACUUCCUAAAUUUCCACAGAAAGGAUAGAAAACAACCCAGUUUACCACACAUCUGUUCAUGUCGUAUUAAUAAAUGAAUGAAUAAAAGCGGUGUGUAUGUGCUGCGUGCACUGACACUGAUGAAAUUUACUUCUUAGGUGUGAAAUUUGGUGUCCAAACAAGAAGAUAUUCAAAAGUAAGGCUGCACGAUUCUGCCAAACAGUCAUAUUGUGUUUAUUCUGAAAGACACUGUGGUUGGAAUUUAUUUGCUCUGUU
This is a messenger RNA of Sphaeramia orbicularis (orbiculate cardinalfish), 3684 nucleotides long. It is a transcript of the gene tbc1d14, whose product is annotated as TBC1 domain family, member 14. The transcript has 16 exons. The record is from RefSeq and is a predicted model, not a curated record. The coding region runs from base 138 to 2318 and encodes 726 amino acids. Lineage: Eukaryota; Metazoa; Chordata; Actinopteri; Kurtiformes; Apogonidae. Gene Ontology annotation, molecular function: GTPase activator activity; small GTPase binding. Gene Ontology annotation, biological process: regulation of GTPase activity.